CAUGAAAUAGACUUGAUUAAUAUGCACGAGCAAUUAAUGGCUUUCACGCAGGACAGGUACUCGAAGUUGAAUCGUUGUGCCAAGGAUUUUCCGCGUUCGAUCGGCGAAGCGAUGACCUAGGAACCCGUCGACCGUCGCCGGGGAAUCGCUCGGCGGCCGUCGCAGCUUGGCCGAUAGCGCGGCGCGAUGGUCGCGAGUGAGUGCCCGCGCUAUCUCGGCGAAGGACGAGCCAGAGCUGGCCAGCCGCUACAAAAGCCCCGGCGGCGGGCUCGUGGCGGCAGUCGAGAGAUGAGGUCCACGCUAGCGAGCCUGUUCUGUCUGAGUGUCCUGGCCGGCGUUCGAGCGGACGCGCCGCGCAUCGUCGGCGGCAGGAGCGCCGACAUCUCCGAGUUCCCGUACCUGGUGUCGCUGCGGCUGCGCGGUCGGCACUUCUGCGGCGGCUCCAUCAUCGACGAGAGCCACGUGCUCACCGCGGCCCACUGCAUCAAGGGGAUCGUCGCGCCGCCCUACGCCGACCUGCUGGUGGUCGCGGGCAGCAGCCUGUCGGCGGGCAGCGCCGGGCGCCACCACCGCGUGCGGCGCGUCCGCGUGCACGAGGGCUACCUCGGCACCGAGGCCUCCUCCUACAAGCACGACCUGGCCGUGAUCACGCUCGCCGAGCGGAUCGCGCCCGACGCCAACGCCAGCGAGAUCGCGCUGCCGAGCAGGGACGCGCGGGAGGGCGAGCGCGCGACCGUCAGCGGCUGGGGCGUCAGGCGCUACCCGUCCAGCGCCGUCUCGCCGCGGCUCCAGAGCGCCCACAUGAGGAUCGUGCCCCGGCGCCAGUGCACGGGUCGCGUACCCGCGCGACUCUACGCCGGCCACGUGUGCGCCUUCCAGCGGAGAGGCGUCGGCGCCUGCUCCGGGGACAGCGGCGGUCCGCUCGUCGUCGACGGCCAGCUCGUCGGCAUCGCCUCCUGGGUCGUCCCCUGCGCCGAGGGCUACCCCGACGUCUACACCAAGGUCUACGCCUACGAGGACUGGAUCCGCGGAGUCGUGGCGAGCUCCCGCUAG
Molecule: messenger RNA, 1053 nt
Organism: Phymastichus coffea
Lineage: Eukaryota; Metazoa; Arthropoda; Insecta; Hymenoptera; Eulophidae
Product: chymotrypsin-1-like
Exons: 4
Coding region: 187-1053 (288 amino acids)
Biological process (GO): proteolysis
Molecular function (GO): serine-type endopeptidase activity
Source: RefSeq, a predicted model, not a curated record